UUGUACCUGUUAAAAAUCACGUCCAGCCAUGAUGUGCAUUGUUUUCUGGAUCGUCAACCAGAGACUGUCAAAGCGUAUUACCAGCAAAUGCUACAGACUUUGAUUCUUGAAUUCUCUGAUCCAGACUCAGACCAUGGGCUACUUAUUGCUAUGGACCUCAAACAGGGUCGACUUGAAAACCCACAGACUUUCUGUAGUCAGCUACGAAAAGCCUACUUCGGAGCAUGCAACGAAACAGGUAUGGAACAGGAUGUCAACUUAAAAACUCUGUUCCUCCGAAACCUACAUGCCAGUUGGAGUUUUCAUCUCAGAGUCCCAGCGUGUCCACGUAACAGAACUACACAAGAGUUACGGAACUUAGCCCACAAAGCUUGCACCAAGCAAAAGACUAUUUGUGAAAAGACUGUGAAAAACCCCAAAGUCUCUGCCUCUGAGCACUGCUUGGAGUUAAUCCUAGAUGGCGCCCUACAACACCACAGUCACAGACAUUUUUACAGAGAGUCAAUACCGUUCCAAGCCAGCAGAGGGCAACACAAUCGUGCCACGUCUGAGACAGCAGAGAUCCUGAGGGUGCUGAAAGAGCUUCUUUACAUGAAACCUUGCAAGGAAGACAAGGAAGAUGAACCAGACAUCUUAUGUCUAAGCAUAAGAACUGAAACCAACACCCUGUCUAACUGCCAUCUGUAUGAGCCAAGCACCCAGAACACUGCUCGUCAUCCACAGACCACAGAGCUAACUGUCACAUCACAAGGUGACCGCAUCACCCAAGCUCCACAGCUGACAACUGCACACCCUGAACGAGACAGCACAGGUCCUCACACCAGGUACCACAAACACAAGGUACCAGAAAAUGCUGUUUUGACUACCUGCCUUCGCAGCGAGCUACACAAGACCGGUCCUCACCACCCAUCGAUCGUCACACCUGCCCUGAUGUCAACAUUCCUGGGCAGCCUUGUCGAAAAGGGGGUGGGCCGAAAAGGAGUGAACAUGGAAGACCUGAUCGACACAGGAUUAAACCUUACGGUGAUCUCAUCUCACCUUUUCAAAAGACUCCAAUUUGAAGCUAAGAGACUAGAUCAAACUCUUACACCUCAAACUUGUGAACUCCAUUCACCUGACAAUCGGUCUGAUGAGUCUAGUUCAUCCCAUUACAAGAUUCUCAUCGCCUCACACGAACCAGUGCAGGAGAUCAUCGAAUCUAUGCUGGAGAAAGACUCAGCUGAUUACAGCAUUAACAACAGACCUGCUGUGGGAGGAUAG
Messenger RNA from Carassius carassius (crucian carp), 1260 nucleotides. RefSeq lists its product as uncharacterized. The coding region runs from base 88 to 1260 and encodes 390 amino acids. The transcript has 4 exons. Lineage: Eukaryota; Metazoa; Chordata; Actinopteri; Cypriniformes; Cyprinidae. The record is from RefSeq and is a predicted model, not a curated record.